Arachis stenosperma is the source of this 834-nucleotide messenger RNA. Its product is annotated as zinc finger BED domain-containing protein RICESLEEPER 3-like. The transcript has a single exon. The record is from RefSeq and is a predicted model, not a curated record. NCBI's taxonomy places the organism in Eukaryota, Viridiplantae, Streptophyta, Magnoliopsida, Fabales, Fabaceae. Bases 1 to 834 code for a protein of 277 amino acids. Gene Ontology annotation, molecular function: DNA binding.
AUGCAAACUUUACUCAAGCGAAACCUCCUUUUAAGUGAUGGGUUAUUGUGUAAUGGGGACUUUUUUCAUGUGAGGUGUUAUGCUCAUAUCUUAAACUUGAUAGUUCAAGAUGGGUUGAAGGUUGCUAGUUCUACUUUUCAUAAUAUUAGAGAGAGUAUCAAGUAUGUGAGAGCAUCGGAGGCACGGGCUAUCCAAUUUAGAGAUGUUCUUAAGUCACUUGAAAUUUCUGACAUUAGAGUGAACUUAGAUAUGCCUACUAGAUGGAAUUCUACUUUCUUGAUGUUGGAGAGUGCUUUGAGAUGCGAGCGUGAUUUUGUUAGACUCUCUUUGAAGGAUAACAAUUUCAGAGAUUGUCCAUCGGAAGAAGAGUGGAAAAGAGGAAGAGAAAUCUGUAAAUUUCUAAAUCCAUUUUGUAAAAUUACUACCUUGAUGUCUGGUCAAUCUUAUCCUACUUCAAAUUUAUAUUUUAUGCAAAUUUGGAGGAUUGAAUGUUUGCUGAAAGAAUUCUCCAUUAGUGAGGAUGAGGUCAUAAGAAAAAUGGUGCAACCAAUGAAAGCCAAAUUUGAUAAGUGUUGGAGCGAUUAUUCCAUAAUUCUCUCUUUAGGGGCUAUUCUUGAUCCUCGAAUGAAAUUUCAUGUUUUGGAAUAUUGUUUGAAUAAAGUGGAUCCAUGUACUGCUAAUGAGAAAUUGACCACCAUCAAGAAAAAGCUGUAUUUGUUGUUUGAAGCAUAUUUAAAAACUUUGUCACAUAAUGCCUCUUCUAAUGCUUAUGGUGGUCAAAUAAAAAUUCCAACUUCUAGAGAAGAUGAUUCACUUUCAUUUGAUCACAACUAG